Coniophora puteana RWD-64-598 SS2 is the source of this 1501-nucleotide messenger RNA. RefSeq lists its product as uncharacterized. Gene Ontology annotation, cellular component: SCF ubiquitin ligase complex. Gene Ontology annotation, biological process: SCF-dependent proteasomal ubiquitin-dependent protein catabolic process. Lineage: Eukaryota; Fungi; Basidiomycota; Agaricomycetes; Boletales; Coniophoraceae. The coding region runs from base 128 to 1501 and encodes 457 amino acids. The transcript is spliced from 2 exons. The record is from RefSeq and is a predicted model, not a curated record.
CUCGAGAGUACUCGAGCUUGAGAAACCAAAAGCUACUCUAUCUGCGCUAGCUCGCACCUGCAAAAGCUUCAAAGACCCAGCUUUGGACGCCCUCUACCAUGACUUAAGUUCUCUCACCGACAUCUUCAUGUGUCUACCACAGGAUCUUUGGAAAACGGAAGUGCGAGCCACAAGAAACGGGGGAAAAGAAGUCCGAGUGGAGACGCUCAUAUUUCAGCGAGCCAUGCUGCGCAGCGAUUGGCGCAUUCUAGAGAGCAAUGCAAGCCGAGUUCGAACCUUGAUACUCAGGGGUACCAAUCAAUCUUCUGGAACCGUAUCGAUCGAUCCCGACGCGCUCAACUCCGUAUCCUUCUACUGUGGUUCCUUCCUCUUUCCUCAGCUGCGGAAGCUCAUUAUAUCACCGCCGGGGAAUUUCAUGAAAUUUCCUGGCGCGCUGGUCUCUAGGCUGUACUUCGGACCACUCCUUGAAGACGUGGUGCUACAGAAUGUCGACAGUAGUGUCUGUCAUGACAUCGUGGCGGCUAGUCAGGCUUGUCCAAUGCUUCGAUCGUUAAGAAUCUUGUUCACUGUGAUUGAGCCGUGCAACCAGCUUCCGGAUCUUCUUACGGACGUAGCAGAAAGGCUCCAAAACCUCAAGGCCCUUUCAGUCACGUUUGGGGACUUCACUAUCUCGCACCGAAGCAUCGUAGCAUUGGCGGUGAGCAAAAUGCGCUCCCUGGAAUCACUCAGGCUGUACCUUGCGAAAGGGAUCACACGCGAACGUAAUCACGAUCCGUUUUCGAAUCUUCCUAUAGUUUACCUACCGAGGCUCACGCAUAUGAGUGUUACAGCCUGUCCAACGGAUAUCGAAGAAACCCUACUUAAUUUCAACUUGACCGGUAUUACAGCCUUUAGCGCGGGUUUCCAGGGAAUCACAGAGGCGGCUGCCGUGGAGAAAGCUGUGUCAUCCAUAACGAUCAAGCUCCCAGAGAAGAUCCAGAGUUGGGAGUUAGCAUUGACAACUUUUGAUUUCCUAGAAAAUACGGGCAAUAGCUCUCUUGGGUCGCUUUCACGCUUUCGAGACCUUACCAACGUUACUCUCCGCUCUAUUAAGACUUCUUUCACAGACGAUCAGGUGGCCGCUUUGGUCUUUCCCUGUCUCUGCCAACUCCACCUCUUCGCACAAUACAAGUCCUUAGGGCCUCCCAUAACAUUUCGCGGUGUCGGCUUUAUACUACGUAACUGCCCCCGUCUCAUAUACCUUACCUUAGCCAUCAACGCUAUGACUCACGUCAACGAGCCGCACAAUACGCUGACCUUUGAUGCCAACUGCUCCUCCCUCAUCUCGUGGAACGUUGCAGGCUCUCGGAUUGAUGACCCCGAGUUCACUGUUCGGCACGUUGUGAGCCUGAUGCCACGCCUGCGUGAGAUCGUCACCACUGGAGAUGUCAAGGCGAUGCGCAAGCUAUGGGCAAAAGUCGAUGACUUGCUCGAUGGUUGGAAGGGUGUAUCGAUGCGCUGA